Molecule: messenger RNA, 1600 nt
Organism: Triplophysa rosa
Lineage: Eukaryota; Metazoa; Chordata; Actinopteri; Cypriniformes; Nemacheilidae
Gene: ogna
Product: osteoglycin, paralog a
Exons: 6
Coding region: 180-1019 (279 amino acids)
Molecular function (GO): protein binding
Source: RefSeq, a predicted model, not a curated record
UGGGAAUGGGAAGGGUUAAGGUCUGUUCCAUAAACUCCCACUUAAGGAUCUCCUCUGGCAGCCUGUGGUGGGGCUUAAAAUCCUGAUUUGACAGAUCACAUUUUACACACAGGCACUGAGAAAACAGCCAAGCGCUUUGCUCUUUCACAACAGAACACGUCCUUGAGUCUUGAGAUACAAUGGGGACGAGGUUGAUGAUGUUUAUUUCGGCGGUCGUAUUAGCAUCGUGGGUGCUUUCAGCAUAUGGUGCACACUAUCACAAUCACGUUGACCGCAAACAAUGGGAAGUAGCACGUAAUGAUGAAAUCAAUGGAGGGGCAAGGAGAAAUAAGAGAGCAACAGAUGACGAGGACUCCUCCCCAGUAUCACCUGUUGGGGACCCAUCAGACCUUCCGACUUGCCUGCUGUGUGUGUGUCUAAUUGGAUCGGUCUACUGCGAGGAGGUCGACCCGGAUAUGACAUCAGUGCCGGCUCUGCCCAAAGAGACAAACUAUCUCUACGCCCGGUACAACAAGAUAAAAAAGAUCACAGCCAAAGAUUUUGGAGAUAUCGUGACUUUGAAGAGAAUCGACUUCACUGGAAACCUCAUUUCUGAGAUUGAGGACGGCGCCUUCGCUAAGCUCACCAUGCUAGAAGAGCUCUCGCUAGCUGAAAACGCUCUGGUCAAGCUACCGAUGCUCCCUGGGAAAUUAAUCUCAUUCAAUGCCAAUCACAACAAACUGAAGACCAAAGGCGUCAAGGCGAACGCGUUCAAGAAAUUAAACAAACUGAUCAAUCUUUAUCUUGCUCACAAUGAACUGGAGGCUGUUCCUGCCAUCCCGGAGAGCGUCCGCACGCUUCAUCUUCAGAACAACAACAUUUCAACAGUGACUAUGGACACCUUCUGCAAAAGUAACAACACCUACUACAUUCGAACCAACGUGAACGAGAUUCGCAUGGACGGAAACCCCAUCGUCCUCGCCCAAUACCCCAACAGUUUCACAUGCCUGCCGUCUCUGCCGAUCGGGCGAUACCAAUGAAAACAAAACCAAAGGUGAAACGCAAGACGUCCUUGGAUAUCUAAAGAAACUGACUUGAACCAUGACGGAAAAGUCAUUCAGUCUCCUGGUGCCUGUGAAAAAUUGAGUGUACGGCAGGGUUACGCCAUGAGAUUUCGUACUAUACGUAUCACUUUAUGUAACAGCCCGAAACGUUUUUUUCAAGUCAUUUGAUCUUCUCUCGAAUAUCUUCAUACGCAUUGUAAAUAAACCCUGGAGGCUGCUGCUUAGUAAAAUGUGACUUCAUAACAAAUUGCAGUCAAGCUUCUAAUAUUCCUCAGAACUCUGUGAAUUUCAGACACGUGUACGGUUUAAAAUGUCUUUCUUUGGCUGAAAUAAGAAGCCUGUUAAGUUAAUCCGAGGGUGAGGAAGCUAUUUUAAGUUUGGUACUGCAAGGAUCCACAGCUGGUCUUUCCUGACUUCCCUUCUCUGAACUGUCUGAAUAGUAUUUAUGUACUUUUUGUAAUUACUACUUGUGUGUGAAUCAAACCUGAAUAGACUGUACAGUAAAACAUUGUAUGAAAUCAACACGCUAUGUUCACUGCAGGUGUUCAAAUACACGU